Messenger RNA from Aspergillus calidoustus, 1772 nucleotides. The record is from the annotation of a GenBank genome assembly. Lineage: Eukaryota; Fungi; Ascomycota; Eurotiomycetes; Eurotiales; Aspergillaceae.
AUGACGAUCUACACCUCCACGCUCGCACCCUUCAGCGACAUCACCAAUCUCUCAAUCCCACAGUUUAUGACGCGAUACAACCCCGAUGGCGUCUCCGCAGACAAAGUCGUCCACAUGGACACAUUCUCCAACGAACACUUGACCUACGGAUCCCUGCGAGAGAAAGCGAGUCGUGCGGCGUGGGGAUUGAAGAAUCAACUGGGUGUUAGGCCGGGGGAUGCGGUGCUUGCUAUUGUUACAAAUUCGAACGACUUUGUGCUCUUAGCGCAUGCGACUUGGUGGGCUGGGGGUGUGUUUGCCCCGCUUAACACCUCCUCUACGCAGAAAGACAUUGAACAUGUCCUGAAGCUCGUCAAACCAACCCACAUUGCGAUAAUCGCCUCGAAACUCACCCAGGCCCAGAACGCUACAGCAGCCCUAGGCAUAACACCAAAGCUCUUCACCGUGCUCAGCAAGGUCGCAGGUAUUCCACAGUUUCCUACCGACAUCGCCGGCACAGACCCCAAGAGCCAAGCCCUACCCCCAUUCGACCUGAACGGAAAAUCCGCGCAAGAAACUCCAAGCACGAUAUGCUUCUCCUCGGGUACAACAGGCAACAUGAAGGGCGUGCUAAUGUCGCACUAUAACCUUGUCAACAACCUCAUGCAAAUGCGCGUUUCGUUGCCCUCGAGGUUAGUUUCGGGCAUACGGGAGGUUUGGUUCACACCGUACUGCCACAUCUACGGCCUCUCCGCCGUCGUCUUCGGGGGCAUGUGGACAGGCGCAACAUUCCUUGGCCUCCCAUCCUUCGAUCUCGAGACCUUCUGUCGCAAAUCGAGCGAGCUCCAGGCAACGGAUAUGCAUCUUGUCCCACCUGUGGCGCUGUUACUUACAACGUCAGGUAUUGCAUUGAAGUACGACGUACCCUCAGUGGAGAGGAUCGUUAUUGCCGCCGCGCCAUUGAAGGAAGCGCUGCAGCGCAAGUUAAAAAAGAGGUUUCCGAGGGCGAGUAUUUGUCAAGGCUACGGCCUAACCGAAUGCUCCCCUGGCGUAACGCAUCAGCUUGACGACACGACGUCGAGCUGCGGAACAGUAGGAAAGCUUGUCGCCGGAACCGAAGCCCGCCUCGUCGACCCCACGACCGGUCGCGACGUCGAACCAGGACAAGAGGGCGAGCUGUGGGUUCGUGGGCCGCAGGUUAUGAUGGGCUACAUCAACGACCCCGAAGCAACAGCCGCAACAUUCUCCGAGGGAUGGCUGCGCACAGGCGAUAUCAUGCGGAUGGACGAGGACCAGAACUUCUGGGUUACGGAUCGGUUGAAGGAGAUGAUCAAGUAUAAAGGCUUCCAAAUCGCCCCCUCGGAACUCGAAGACCUCCUCCUCCGCCACCCACACGUAACCGACGCCGCAAUCUGCGCGAUUUACGACGACAGUCAAGCAACCGAAGUCCCACUCGCAUACGUCUCGCUUACGCCCGACAAGGCUGGUUUACCGCAGACCGAGGUCCAGAGUGUGCUUGAGGAGAUCAGAAAGUGGGCGGAUGGACAACUUGCGGGGUAUAAGCGGUUGAGAGGGGGUGCGUUUCACCUGCAGACGCUGCCGAAGACGCCGACGGGGAAGAUUCUUAGAAGACUUUUGCCGGCGAAGGUAAAAGAGGGGAGGGGCGGACGGCUUUAGGGCUUUGUGGUUGUGUGGGGGUGGAGUUGAGAACGAGAACGGAUUGCGAGACGGUAGGGUAUGUAUGGAGAGUUGGAGACGAAGCGAUCAAGUCUCAGAGUAAUUUAUUUAUUAGA